GUUACGGUGUUACCCCUUGUUUUUCCGCUCUACUUUUAAGUCUGGUUCAUUUUCAAAUUCAAUCUCCGGGAAUUUCCCUCUCUCUCAGAGGCUGUUGAGUUAGUUAAGAUGGGAGUGAAGAAUUUAUGGGAUAUUCUAGAAUCAUGCAAGAAAACUCUUCCACUUCACCAUCUUCAGAACAAGAGGGUCUGCAUAGAUCUAUCUUGUUGGAUGGUGCAACUUAAAAAGGUUAACACAUCUUACGCUUCUCACUACGACAAGCUCUAUCUCAGGGGUCUCUUUCACCGUCUCAGAGCUCUUAUUGCUUUGAAUUGCACCCUCAUCUUUGUUACUGAUGGCUCAAUUCCUGCGAUCAAAUUAUCCACUUACAGAAGGCGCUUGAACGUAGGGUCUGAGGUGACUGAGAAUGAAGCAAACUCAGAUAAAGCGGCAUCACUUCGAAGAAAUAUGGGAUCUGAGUUCUCAUGCAUGAUUAAAGAAGCAAAAGCUCUUGGAUUAGCAUUAGGGGUUCCUUGCUUAGAUGGGAUUGAGGAAGCUGAAGCACAGUGUGCACUAUUAAAUUUGGAAUCGUUGUGUGAUGGAUUUUUCUCAUCAGAUUCUGAUAUCUUUUGUUUUGGUGCAAAGACAGUGUACAGGGACAUUAGCCUUGGGGAAGGAGGCCAUGUUGUUUGUUAUGAAAUGGUUGAUAUACAAAGAAAACUUGGAUUUGGAAGGAACUCAUUGAUUACUAUGGCCCUUCUUCUUGGAGGUGAUUACUCCAAAGGAGUUCACGGUCUAGGCCCAGAGUCAGCAUGCCAGAUUGUUAAAUCCAUUGGAGAUAAUGUUGUUCUUCAACAAAUUGCCUCAGAGGGACUGUCCUUGGUAAAAAAGGCCAGAAAUUCAAGGAAUUUAAAUGGAAUUGAUCGUUAUUCGCCAGGAGAGAAUCAGUUUUUGGCAGUGAUUGAUGCAUACACAAAGCCGAAGUGUCACUCGGCAGACUCCGAUGCUGUCUACAGGGUUCUUGUUCAACAUCCAUUUUUGCGUACUAAACUUCACCAUAUAUGUGCACAGUUCUUUGAGUGGCCUCCAGAGAAAACAGAUGAGUAUAUCCUUCCAAAGAUCGCUGAAAGAGAUUUACGGCGAUUUGCUAAUUUGCGCACUUCAUCAGCAGGAGUUGAACUUCCACUACAUAAGAUGCCAGUUAAGUGCCCUGUAACAGCAAUUAUUAAACCUCGUAAAGUUCAGGGAACAGAAUGCUUUGAGGUCUCAUGGCAAGAGUCGUAUGGCCUAAAAAGUUCCGUGGUUCCAGCAGAACUGAUACAGAGUGCAUGUCCUGAAAAAAUCGUGGAGUUUAAAGAGAGAAGAGCUGCCCCAAGAACAAAGAAAUCGAAACCCAGAUCUCGUGUGUCUGAAAUUGAUCAGAAACUCCAAGCUCUGAUGCUUGAUAUUGAAUCAGAAAGCAGUGCCGUUCACAAUGUCACCUUUUCUUCAAAAACAGUGAUGCCAGAAAACAAUUCUGGUGUUUCAGAAGUUAAUUUUACAAGGCAUGAUACAUUACUUAUUGCGGAGUCAGAAAGCAAUGGUGAUGGCAAUCCUACAAUGCCUUUGUAUCAAACUGCUAUAGAGUCGGACAUUAAGGCUGAUGGCAAUGCCACAAAUACAAUGCCUUCGAAUCCAACUGCUCCAACUGUUGCUAAAGAUGAAGUCAUUGAUCUUAUUAGCCCUUCACCAGCAUGCUGCCGUAAUGUUACCAGAAGUCGAAAAAUGAAUGAUCAGCCUAUUAGUGUAAUUGAUUUAAGUGAUUCAGAAACUGAAAGAUCACCUGAGCAUGAGCGGAAAGCUAGAGAGCUUCGAUUGUUUCUAGCCAGCGUCAGAGAAGAAAAACUCUGAAACCGCCAUCAAGUUUAUGUAUAUUUAUGUAUUGUAUUUGUAAUUUGUCAAUAAGUACAAAAUGACUUACAUUGGUCAGUUUCUGACCAGACAGAAAUGGUCUUAUUGGUAACUUGAUGCAGUAUCCCGAUUAACUCAACUUUUCAAUUUUUU
Molecule: messenger RNA, 2022 nt
Organism: Pistacia vera
Lineage: Eukaryota; Viridiplantae; Streptophyta; Magnoliopsida; Sapindales; Anacardiaceae
Product: flap endonuclease GEN-like 2
Exons: 14
Coding region: 109-1869 (586 amino acids)
Molecular function (GO): 5'-flap endonuclease activity; DNA binding
Source: RefSeq, a predicted model, not a curated record